CCAGGCCCCACCGCAUCACCUGCGGCCGGGGGCGGGGUGUGGGAUUCGCUAGGUAUGGGCGGCGGUGCACGAGUGAGGGGCACUUACAGGCAGCAGGCGGUGACCUCGUAUUACAACAACCCGCUGGAGCACGCAUGGCACCUGCAGAUCAUACGAUUCAUUGUCGGAAGCGGCAUGCCGUUCAACUGUGUGAAGCUUGAGAGCUUCAAACGCAUGUUGACGUUGAUCAUCCCGCCUGGGGUUCCAGGAGUCCCCACCCCAAAACCCCCAACGUAUCACAUGAUCCGUACCACACUUUUGGAUGAGCUUGAUGUGGAAGUCSAAAAGUGUGUGAAACCUGUCCUCGCUACUACAGCUACCUACGGUUGCACGAUAAUGACAGACGGUUGGACCAACAUUCGGGGCCAAACGUUGUGCAACUAUCUCGGCGGCACUACACGGGGCGCCACAUACGUCGCGACAGAUGUUAUGCGAGGAAAGAAGGAUGCCAUUGCUCUGGCGCAGGCUUGGCUGCGAAGGUUGAAGUCCCUUGACAUCAAGCUCGCCGACAUCACCGCUUUCAUCACAGACUCUGCCAGUUCGAACGUUUCUGCGAUGGAGGUGUUCCAGAAGGAUGAGAGUGUCAARCACAUCUUCUGGAUUCCUUGUGUGGCACACGUCAUGGACCUCAUCCUUGAGGACAUCGGCAGCAUUGACUGGGUGGCGACCCGCAUUGCUCAGGCGCAUUUGGUCACAAAGUUUUUCAAGCGUCAUAGCCACGCUCGCGAAGUUUUGCAAGCUUUCACGACAAAGGCUCUGCUGCUUCCCGCCGAGACUCACUUCGGUACGCAUAUGGUGGACAGCGACACGAGGCAGAUUGGCAAGAUUCUGCGUUGGUACGACGAGGUGAUCGCGCGUUGUUUGUCUGCAUGUGCCGCUUUGGAAAAGGACGAGAAGGACGCGCUGCUUGAAGUGUUUGACAGACGCCGCACCAUGUUCAAGUCGCCUGCUCAUGUUGCUGCCAUGAUGUUGGACCCCGAGUUUCGAGACCGCACGAUGCCAGAUGACGAGGAGAUGCAGCACGUGGACGAGCUAGUACGCAAGCCUCGACAACGAUGGGAUGAGGGAGACUUUUUGUACGAGAGCUCGUCCAGCGAUGACGAGGAUUUUUUCGGGACUAGCAGGCCUGCACAGGAUGGCGACAGCGAUUUCGACGACCGUCACCCGAACGUGGGCGACGACGAUGGCGCCAGUGGCGAUGAUCACGGUGACGGAGGAGAUAGGCCACGACCUGCACAUGGUGACACGAUGCGUGCCGACGGGGCAGGGGGCAAGCACCGCACAGCAGUAGAUCACGCUCGAGAUGGAGUGCAUGAUGAUGGUUCACGACCUGUCUCGGGCGGUAACCUAAGGCGCUUGAAACGUGGACCAAGGGAAAAAGACACUAUCGCUUCACGUGUGCGCAAACGUCAUGGUGUGGUUGCUAGCAUUCCACUAUCACGAGUCCCCGCAACUGGGCAGAUUCCAGUUUCUGAGGACUCUUUCAGCGAUCACGGCGGCGAGGAGCGGAUCGAGCUGCAURGCGGGAGCGGUCAUCCACGAGGUGACACUUCGAGUAUGCACGCGACAGCUCCGAUGGGGCCUUCCGCAGCAGUCCCAGAAUCGCAACAGGGUCCAGCACCGUUGAUGCGUCAUCCCGAGGUUCAGGGAGAGAUCAGUCCUCUCCCGGCAGUGCGGGACGAGGGUUCUGUCGGUGCACUGCUUCCACUCACGUCUGCCGGAGCGACAGUCUCAGUUGCAGCGACCUCGGAUGUGGGACAACCACUGGCAGCGGYGGAGCAAGAAAGUAUGCUCCCACCUCGCAGUGUUCAACCGCAGCCACCGCCUGCAUUGAUGGAGGGGAGUCAGGGGACCGUUGUUGUGUGUCAAGGCGACGAUCUCCCGGAACGUGAUAUCUCACACACUCCCGCUGCCGAGYAGAGCGYCGCAGACCAUGUCGGCCUCGCAUGCCCCACCGRCAGUCUUCCGGGUACCGGCGAGUUACUGACCAUGGACUCUGCGCUCGUUUCUCUACCGGACUUGUCGACGUUGAUAUCCCCAGGUCUACCCCAUGUGUCACCGCCCAAGCCACAACAGCCUGUUGUCAUCGAACGUGGAUCGGACGGGUUUGACGUGGCAGGAGGCGAUAUCGCCGAUAUGAUUACGAGCCCAAUGGUGUCUGCCACGCCCACAAUUUUUCGUGUUGGCAAACUACGYGAGGUGGCCCUUGGUUUGGCAGAGACGGCGACGCGACACCGCCACGACGGUCAGCGUAGCAUCGCACAACGCAGUCUUUCUCAUUCGUUUGACGGCGCAGAGGAAGGGUCUCCUGGUGGGCCAGUUGACACACUCGAUAGAGAAGCAAGACCCCCAAGUCCGCCGUCAAACUUAGAGCAUCAUCCGAUUGCCGCGGAUGUCGGCGCAGAUGCGGGCGUCCCUGUCACAAACAGUGCCGCAGACGCGACAUAACAGCUUGUGGUUGGGUCAUCGKCGACAGCACGGCGCGA
Messenger RNA from Chara braunii, 2525 nucleotides. The record is from the annotation of a GenBank genome assembly. NCBI's taxonomy places the organism in Eukaryota, Viridiplantae, Streptophyta, Charophyceae, Charales, Characeae.